Molecule: messenger RNA, 2597 nt
Organism: Apis laboriosa (Himalayan honeybee)
Lineage: Eukaryota; Metazoa; Arthropoda; Insecta; Hymenoptera; Apidae
Gene: Tmep
Product: transmembrane protein 184B
Exons: 7
Coding region: 491-1744 (417 amino acids)
Biological process (GO): transport
Molecular function (GO): transporter activity
Source: RefSeq, a predicted model, not a curated record
CAAAGAAAAAAUUUACGAGUGGAAAAAAGAAGAAUAUAUGGUGUGGUGGCAAGACCAGUUAUAUUUUUAUUAUCAACUGGCAUAUUUUGUAAAGCUAGUUGGGUGAAUAUGUUUGACAUCUGAGAGCAAACGAAAAGAGAUGUGAAAAAUGUCGGAUAAAAGUGAAACUCGGUGAUCUAAACUGGACAAAUAUAUAACAGUGAAGGAAAGAAAAUUCAGUAGAUUAUUAACGUUGCUUUUUGGAAGGUCACGAUCAUCACCACUGCGUCAGUAGAUAGUUAAUUGAAAGAGGGGAACCUGUGAAGCUUGAUUUCAUACAGGUCAACACGUACGCACGAUACAAAAGAAAAGGAGAACACGUACGGUGAAAUAAAAAGAGAUCGCACGUAUGCUACAAUCCUUUGAAAAAACUUACGAAUGGGGCACGGAAAGAUGUUUAUUAUUUUUUUUAUUUGUGACUGUGAUUAAAACGAAUAUUUUUGAUUGAAAUAUGAGUAGUACGGAACCAUCUAUAACUUUGAUUGCUAAUAUGACGUCCACAACUGUCACUGCAAUUUCUAAGAAAACAGCUCCAAUUUUCUUACAAACACGAGCAGCUCAAGGUAUUGCUGGUGCAUUUGUUUGGGUUGCAUUAUUUUUAACUUGUCAACAGAUUUAUCAACACUUAAGGUGGUAUACUAAUCCAACAGAGCAAAGAUGGAUAGUUAGAAUUCUGUUUAUAGUACCAAUUUAUGCUACUUAUUCUUGGGUGUCUCUACUAUUUUUCUACAGUGAAAGUUAUUAUGUUUAUUUUUUUACUGUUCGAGACUGUUAUGAAGCAUUUGUUAUAUAUAACUUUUUGUCAUUAUGCUACGAGUACCUGGGUGGUGAAGGAAAUAUUAUGUCUGAGAUACGUGGCAAACCUAUUCGUUCUAAUUGUUUAUAUGGAACAUGUUGUCUAGUUGGGAAAACAUAUACAAUUGGUUUUCUUAGAUUUUGCAAGCAAGCUACUUUACAAUUUUGCUUGGUAAAACCAGUAAUGGCAUUUGUCAUUAUAUUUCUUCAGGCAUUUGGUCAUUAUAGAGAUGGAGAUUGGUCUCCAGAUGGAGGCUAUAUUUAUAUAACUAUAAUUUAUAACAUCAGUGUAUCUCUUGCACUUUAUGGACUUUUUCUUUUCUAUUUUGCUACAAGAGACUUAUUAACACCAUUUGAACCUGUCUUAAAAUUUUGUACUGUUAAGAGUGUUAUCUUUCUUUCAUUUUGGCAAGGAGUAUUAUUGGCUAUUCUUGAAAAAGCAAAUGUAAUUUCUCCUAUAAGCUUAGAUCAAUCAACUAGUGCAGGAACUGUUUCUGCUGGUUAUCAAAACUUUUUGAUUUGUAUUGAAAUGUUAUUUGCUGCUAUAGCUUUACGUUAUGCAUUUCCUUACCAAGUGUAUUCAGCUGGUUGUGUUACGGAUUCAAGAGGAAGAAGUGUAACAAUGCAAAGCAUUAGCAGUAGUUUAAAGGAAACUAUGAAUCCAAAAGAUAUAAUGACUGAUGCCAUCCAUAACUUUCAUCCACAAUAUCAACAGUAUACCCAGUAUAGUUCUGGAGCACCUAAAGGACAACGUGGUAUGCGGAUAUCCAGCUUCGAUCCAGAUGAUCCACAGAAUAUGACAAUACCACCACCACAAAGACGGCAUACUUCUCAUCAACGUGUUGCUACAAUUUCUCAAAAUUAUAAUGAGAAGACAAUGCUUUUGAGCAGUGAUGAUGAGUUCCAAUAGAUAUAAUAAAUCAUGUACAAAAAGAUACAAAAAAAGAAAAAGAUCGAAAAAUACAUUAAUGUUGGACUUCCGUGAAAUUAAUUUCAAGAAAACACUAUGUAUACUAUUAAAUGAUUAUACGUCAUUAGGUAGGAACUUAACUCGCUCACAGAACAAACGAAUAAACAAUUCGUUGAUGUAAAUCAUCACGAUAUAAUAGUUCCAUGUUACAUUCGUGUUAAUAUAUGUAUUAUGUUACAUCAUGUAGCAUAGAAGAUAUUUAUUUUAAUAUGCUGAACAUGUUUAAGGCAAUGUUACCUAUAGAGGUGGCUAUUAUAAUAAUAUAACAAUUUUUAUUUUAAAAAAUAAUUUGUUUUUCAGAGAAAGGCAUUGUACAGUACUUAAUGUUUAAAUACUCACAAUAUGUUGCUGCAUUAUUUAUUGUAGUUAAACAAUAUUUUUACACUCUGAACAAACACUAUGUAUAUGUUUAUAUAACAGUAUUUCUAAUUCAUAUGAGAUUACCGUGUAAUUUUGCCAGUGGAAAAUACUUAUUUUAUAAAAUACACUAAGAAAAACUUCUAAUUAUUGCACGCGUCCGAUAUAUAUAUAUAUAUAUAUGUGUGUGUGUGUGUGUGUGUGUGUGUGUGUAUGAUAUAUUGUUUGUAUGAGCGCGUGCAUGUAUGUGAAUGUAUGAUAUGAAUAUUACUGGAGAUAUAUAUAUAUAUAUAUAUAUAUAUACACAUAUAUAUGUAUGUAUAUAUAGCUGAGCUACAAAAAUCUUUGCGUCCUAGAUUAAUAAAUAAAUGAGUGUAUAUAUCGUUAAAAUAGAAUGUAUUUAAUAAUUUACGAAUUAAACAAUUUUCCUUCGAUA